CAUCUCAGCCUGGAGGGCAUGGCCCAGCGGUUGCAUAGGUCCCUCGGUUUCUGCAGAGCCCGGGAGUCACCCUAUUUUGGUAAAGAGGUUCAACUGGGAGACCCCUCACACACAGGUGAAGGCGUGGCUGUAGAACCUCAGACCCCCUGGUCUCCUCAGGAAUGAAGGUCAUUGCCAUCCUCACCCUCCUCCUCUUCUGCUCCCCCACCCACAGCAGUUUCUGGCAGUUUCAGAGGAUGGUCAAACACAUCACGGGGCGAAGUGCCUUCUUCUCAUAUUACGGAUAUGGCUGCUACUGUGGGCUUGGGGGCAAAGGGAUCCCCGUGGAUGACACUGACAGAUGCUGCCGGGCACAUGACUGUUGCUACGAGAAGCUGAAGGAGUUCAGCUGCCAGCCUGUGUUGAACAGCUACCAGUUCCACAUUGUCAAUGGCACAGUGGUUUGUGGAUGCACCCUUGGUCCUGGUGCCAGCUGCCACUGCGGGCUGAAGGCCUGUGAGUGUGACAAGCAAUCCGUGCACUGCUUCAAAGAGAGCCUGCCCACCUAUGAGAAAAACUUCAAGCAGUUCUCCAGCCGGCCCAGGACAGCUGCCCCCACCCUGCAAAAAAGCCUGAGCUAGCCUGCUGGAGAAUGAGGGCCCACCUGGAUCAGUUGUCUCAGCUGAUUUCAGACACGUGAGAGAGAGCUCAGCGAGACUCAGCUUGUAGCUGACUACAGAUGUGUGAGGGAACCUGGCUGAGACCAAAACAACUGUCCAGCUGAGCCCAGGCUAAACUGCCAACAUGCAGAAUUGUGAGCUAAAUAAAGGCUGCUGUUCUAAGUCA
This is a messenger RNA of Pan troglodytes (chimpanzee), 825 nucleotides long. It is a transcript of the gene PLA2G2C, whose product is annotated as phospholipase A2 group IIC. The record is from RefSeq and is a predicted model, not a curated record. The coding region runs from base 162 to 620 and encodes 152 amino acids. Gene Ontology annotation, molecular function: calcium ion binding; phospholipid binding; signaling receptor binding. The transcript is spliced from 6 exons. NCBI's taxonomy places the organism in Eukaryota, Metazoa, Chordata, Mammalia, Primates, Hominidae. Gene Ontology annotation, biological process: phospholipid metabolic process; lipid catabolic process; arachidonate secretion.